This is a messenger RNA of Aplysia californica (California sea hare), 1899 nucleotides long. RefSeq names its product probable serine/threonine-protein kinase ndrD. The transcript has 7 exons. NCBI's taxonomy places the organism in Eukaryota, Metazoa, Mollusca, Gastropoda, Aplysiida, Aplysiidae. The record is from RefSeq and is a predicted model, not a curated record. The coding region runs from base 297 to 1598 and encodes 433 amino acids.
AACUUCCUGGUCGAUUCUGGAUGACAGGGGACGUAAAUAAGAUUUUUUUUCUUGCAUUGCAGUUUCUUUCUCCACUCUUCUAACAAAGGUCCUGUGCACGUCAGUCAGUGCUGUGUCUUGUGUGUUUCUUCCAACGUUGUCAGUUUUAAUUUCUUUGCGGAUUAUUGCUGAGGUGCACUGUUUGACAAAAGCACCAGAGAAGUCUAUUCAAGAUUCAUUUGUGGGAUGGUACAUCGUUGCAGCCUUUGCUUUGCUGUGCAAGAUAUCCAUCUGCAGCCACGACGCCAACAGAUACUAUGCUAAACAUGGCAAAUGAGUUCAAUAAUAACAACUAUUUACCUGGAUUUCCUUCAGAUAUCUCUGCAGCAACAUUUGCACAUGUUUUACCAACAGCUCUUCACUUCCGAAGUGGGUCAGUGCCGCAAAAUAGUUUUACAUUCACCACACCAACUCAGUGUAACACUUCUGCCACCCCUCGGCCUUGUAUUCAGACGACCAGCCGAAUCAGCAACCUCAGUGCUCCAGGUGUGGGAGCGUCAUGGCAACAUUCCAUUCCCACAACAAUGCCGUGGGUCGCCACACAAGCUGUACCUAUGCGCCAGGUUGGCCUGGGUAAUGCCUCGCUUUUUACUGGCAUCCCUUCGCACAUAAAUGUCCCUUCCUGCAGUAGCCCUAUCAAACGACCAAAGCGCAGAGCAUUAGAUGAACCAAAUGAGGCCCCUUCUUCCAAAGUGUACUUAUGUUUGGAUAAAUUUGCAAACUUGCACAUCAGUCCAAGUGAACACAGCAGAGAUGUAGGGACAGCUGCAAGUUACGCGGACCAAACAGAGAAUAUCAAUUCGAUUUGGCAGCAUUUCCAAGAAAUAGAAAACAGGCUGGACGAAGAGUUGGAAGAGGACGUGAACACUUGUGUCGACCCUGGGAACACACAGGAGGACGGUCCCGUGCUGAAGGUCGCAGACGGCAUCCUGGACGUUGACAAACACAAGAAGCUGGUGUCUGCUGAGCCCAUUUUGCCGAGAGAAGUGAUUGCAGAAGUACAAAAACCGUGCAUGCAGCUUGUGCUGUGGCAGUCACCUGCAGCAGCCAUCAGAGAGUUUCUGAAAUGUGACGACCCACAGAGCAAUUCAUCAGUGGUUGUGACUACCUCCUCUUCCAAUCUCAACGUGUCUUCUCAAAACACGUGUGUGAGUCCCUCAAACAAUAGACACAACAGCAACAACAAGAACUUUUUAACUUCAACAAACGCAGACGACAGUAGCAUGGACGUCAAUGUCGAUGACGGUGGUGCAACAACUGAGAAACUAUCAUCUGGCAGUUUUCACGAGCGUGUCGUAUCGAGAGGGGGCUUCUGUUGUUCCCCGUCAUCGACCAUUCUGACGCAGGUUUCCUCUUGUCGAGUUUCAUCAUCGUGUGAGCCAAGUAUGUUCAAUGUUGACCUAAGUAACAGAAGCCAAGGUCACAUCGACAACAACUGCAACAACAAUAACAACAACAAUGUUAUGAGAACCAGCAGAAGCGGAGUGGGUGUUGGGCUGGGUGGGGAGCACAGAGACUUUUUCCAGACGUUCGAUGAUCAGGAGAUGCAGCAGUCCUGACAGGCUAUCACUGUCUCACAACUUCUUGUUCUUUUCACUUUGCUCACAUCUUUCAUUCAUCGCUGUCUGGGGAAGACCCCUUUCCAGAAAUGUCUGAGAUGAUAGAAAUAAGUCACAUAUAGCAGCGUAUUUCCACUGGGGAAAGUGUUUCAUGCGCUCUACAAUAGUAUAACAUAGUUACAGGGUCCCCACAGGGUCGGGAAAUCUGGAAAAAGUCGGGAAUUUUGAGAUAGGUCGGGAAAAAGUCGGGAAUUUUGUGAUGGGUCGGUAAGUCGGGAAAGGAUAGGGCCUGUGUAAUGUG